Parnassius apollo (apollo) is the source of this 327-nucleotide messenger RNA. Lineage: Eukaryota; Metazoa; Arthropoda; Insecta; Lepidoptera; Papilionidae. The record is from the annotation of a GenBank genome assembly.
AUGGCAGAACUUUCUGAUCGAUUGGUUAGAAGCAAGAAUAUCAUAAUAACUGGAUUAAUGGAAACAAAUAUAUCUGACUAUAAAGAUAGAAAAGAGGCUGAGAAGAGAGAAAUACUUGGUUUAUUAAAAAAAGAUCUCAAACGAUUGUACAGAACUAAAAAGUAUAACACGCCUGGGAAAGUAUGUGCCAGACAAGUAAUGCCUACUCAAAAUCAAACGCCUCAACAACAAUCUUUCUACAAUGGAGAGAUGAACCUAACUAUCAAAUACAACAAAGGUAUACCUAAAAUAGUUAAAAUUAAGCCAAAAAACUACAAAAUUCUUUGA